Molecule: messenger RNA, 1399 nt
Organism: Bombus terrestris (buff-tailed bumblebee)
Lineage: Eukaryota; Metazoa; Arthropoda; Insecta; Hymenoptera; Apidae
Exons: 5
Coding region: 182-1399 (405 amino acids)
Biological process (GO): detection of chemical stimulus involved in sensory perception of smell; sensory perception of smell
Cellular component (GO): plasma membrane
Molecular function (GO): odorant binding; olfactory receptor activity
Source: RefSeq, a predicted model, not a curated record
UUUCUAAACCAACUUCUAAACCUCCCUUUGCUCUUCUACGACAAAUCCUAACAACCAGACUAAUCGAUCGACUAUAAUACUACCGAAAAAAAUCCGCGCAAGCGUUGAACGACUUUGUGUCUACUAUUCCGCGGUAAGAGAAGCAAUUCAAUAGCUACAGCGACUCCGAUGAGCAGUCACCAUGAACGAAUCCAUGAUUAUAAGAACGGACGCCAAAAGCAACAGUGAUUACAGUCUCCAGUUAAAUCGCUGGUUCUUAAAACCGAUCGGUGCUUGGCCAUAUUUUUCCACCACCUCGACACUCGAAAAAGUCAUUUCCGUCUCUUUGAUCAUCUUCUGUUAUGUCGUUAUACUGUUCAGCAUAAUCCCUUGCGUCGCUCAUUUGAUCUUCGAAGAUGAUAGUUUUUAUAGAAAAGUAAGAGUGUUCGGUCCUCUGGGUCAUUGGUUCAUCGGCGGAAUCAACUACACCAACCUGCUGUUUCGAAGCAAAAAUAUAAGUGACUGUGUGGAACACAUUGAAACUGAUUGGCAAAUAGUGACGAAAGAGAAACAGCAACAAGUAAUGUUGAAACACGCGAAGUUUGGCCGAUACGUAUCGGCUAUAUGCGCGAUCUUCGUGCACAGUGGUAUCAUGUCUUACUGUAUAGUAAGUGCAUCCAGUACGCAGAUCAUCAAAGUUGGUAACGAGACGAGGACCAUGCGUUCGUUGCCCCUUGGUGUUUACAACAGGAUGAUCCCAGUUGACACGAGCCCCGCGAACGAAAUAGUCCUCGUAAUGCAGUUUCUAUCGGCUUUCAUCGCCGACUCCAGCGGAAUUGGAUUUUACACCCUCGCGAGUGUCUUAGCAGCACAUGCUUGCGGUCAACUGAGCGUGUUAACGAUUUGCAUCAGUGACUACGUGAAUGAAGCUGGUAACAGAAAAGAGGAUACUUCUUUUAGAAAAAUUGGAACGAUCGUGGAACAUCAUCUGAGAACACUAGAUUUUAUAGCACGUAUAGAAGAAGUAAUGAGCUGGGUGUGCAUGACAGAGUUGUUUAGAUGCGUUUUGGCAAUAUGCAUGGUUGGGUAUUAUAUCGUUACGGAAUGGUCCGAUCAUGAUGUUCGAAGCCUUACCUCCUAUUUCAUAAUAUUUGCAUCAGUUACUUUCAAUACAUUUCUACUAUGUUAUAUUGGUGAAUUGCUAACAGAACAGUGCAUGAAAGUCGGUGAGAUAGUUUAUAUGACAAAUUGGUAUAUCUUACCUAAAAAAAGAAUCCUUGAGUUGAUUUUGAUCAUCGCACGAUCGAGUGUGGUCAUUGAAAUCACAGCAGGAAAAUUAAUUCACAUGUCCAUACACACGUUCGGUGAUGUGAUGAGAUUGGCAUUUGCGUAUCUUAAUAUACUGUGUCAAAUGACAUAA